Molecule: messenger RNA, 332 nt
Organism: Schistocerca americana (American grasshopper)
Lineage: Eukaryota; Metazoa; Arthropoda; Insecta; Orthoptera; Acrididae
Exons: 3
Coding region: 18-332 (104 amino acids)
Source: RefSeq, a predicted model, not a curated record
AGCAGACCAGCAGCGGCAUGGCUCGCACGCGCGCAGCGGCACUCGCGCUCUUGGCGCUGCUCGCCGCCGCAUCUGCCCGGACGGUGAACAUCUCCAACGCGUGGUUCCUGCCGCAGGAGGGCUACCCAGUCUUCUACCGCUACUUCCGGGACCGCAUCACCUGGUUCGAGGCGGACGCAGUCUGCCAGUUCCACCACGCUAACCUCGUCACAGUGGAGACGAGCGCUCAGUUCGACGCCACGCGAGCCUACCUGCGAGAACUGGAUGUCACCAACAACGUAUGGAUCGGCCUCAAGAGGAACGGACCCAACGAGCCUUUCCUCUGGCCGUGA